CGGCAGCGCGGUCAGCGGCGGCGCUGAAGAGACCGGUUGCCGCCAUGAUAGAACAGCAGAAGCGUAAGGGCCCAGAGUUGCCGCUGGUUCCAGUCAAGCGGCAGCGGCAUGAGUUGCUGUUGGGAGCGGGGUCGGGCCCCGGAGCCGGGCAGCAGCAGGCGACGCCGGGAGCUUUGCUGCAAGCGGGACCUCCAAGGUGUUCCUCCCUUCAAGCCCCAAUCAUGCUGCUCUCUGGACAUGAAGGGGAAGUAUACUGCUGCAAGUUCCACCCCAACGGAUCCACCUUAGCAUCUGCAGGAUUUGACCGACUGAUAUUACUGUGGAAUGUCUAUGGUGACUGUGAUAACUAUGCCACACUGAAGGGACACAGUGGAGCAGUGAUGGAACUGCAUUACAACACAGAUGGCAGUAUGCUCUUCUCAGCAUCCACAGAUAAAACUGUGGCUGUGUGGGAUAGCGAAACAGGUGAGAGGGUUAAAAGGCUAAAGGGACAUACUUCGUUUGUGAAUUCCUGUUAUCCAGCCAGGAGAGGCCCUCAGCUUGUUUGCACUGGCAGUGACGAUGGCACAGUUAAGCUUUGGGACAUCCGGAAGAAAGCAGCCAUCCAGACAUUUCAGAACACGUACCAGGUGUUAGCUGUGACCUUCAAUGACACAAGUGAUCAGAUUAUUUCUGGUGGAAUAGACAAUGAUAUCAAGGUCUGGGACCUGCGCCAGAACAAGCUAACCUACACCAUGAGAGGCCAUGCAGAUUCAGUGACUGGCCUGAGUUUAAGUUCUGAAGGCUCUUAUCUUUUGUCCAAUGCAAUGGACAAUACAGUUCGUGUCUGGGAUGUCCGGCCAUUCGCCCCCAAAGAGAGGUGUGUAAAGAUAUUUCAAGGAAAUGUGCACAACUUUGAAAAGAACCUCCUGAGAUGUUCUUGGUCACCUGAUGGAAGCAAAAUAGCAGCUGGCUCAGCCGACAGGUUUGUGUAUGUGUGGGAUACCACAAGCAGGAGAAUAUUGUAUAAGCUGCCCGGCCAUGCUGGCUCCAUCAAUGAAGUUGCUUUCCACCCUGACGAGCCCAUCAGUUGGAGCAAUGGUGCAAUCUCGGCUCACUGCAACCUCUGCCUCCUGAGUUCAAGCAAUUCUCCUGCCUCAGCCUCCCAAGUAGCUGGGAUUACAGGCACCCACCACCAUGCCCAGCUAAUUUUUUUUUAUUUAUUUUAUUAUUUUUUUUUUUUUGUAUUUUUAGUAGAGAUAGGGUUUCACCACGUUGGUCAGGCUGGUCAUGAACUCCUGACCUCCAGUAAUCCACCCGUCUCAGCCUCCCAAAGUGCUGGGAUUACAGGUGUGAGCCACUGUGCCCAGCUGCAAACAGUCUUUAUGUGGGUAUCAAUGACAGUCUCACCAUUGCUCAUAAGUGGUGAGACUAAGAGCAGUGCUCCAUUUUCUUCUUGAUCUCAAAGGGAAGUUGUUAUCUCAGCAUCAAGUGACAAGAGACUGUAUAUGGGAGAGAUUCAGUGAAGAUAUGGACUGGAAGACUCCAAGGCCGCUUGUCUUUGAGACCUCAGGCUGCAUAAGUGACACCAAAUGUUGGAUGUCC
Symphalangus syndactylus (siamang) is the source of this 1584-nucleotide messenger RNA. It is a transcript of the gene SNRNP40, whose product is annotated as small nuclear ribonucleoprotein U5 subunit 40. Gene Ontology annotation, cellular component: catalytic step 2 spliceosome. Lineage: Eukaryota; Metazoa; Chordata; Mammalia; Primates; Hylobatidae. Gene Ontology annotation, molecular function: RNA binding; protein binding. The record is from RefSeq and is a predicted model, not a curated record.